This is a messenger RNA of Neofelis nebulosa (Clouded leopard), 4108 nucleotides long. RefSeq names its product F-box protein 34 (gene FBXO34). The record is from RefSeq and is a predicted model, not a curated record. Gene Ontology annotation, molecular function: protein binding. NCBI's taxonomy places the organism in Eukaryota, Metazoa, Chordata, Mammalia, Carnivora, Felidae. The transcript is spliced from 2 exons. The coding region runs from base 844 to 2982 and encodes 712 amino acids.
GGAGGGAGAGAGACACUCUUAAGCAUGCUCCGCGCCCAGCGCGGAGCCUGACGCAGACUAGGGGCUCCAUGUCACGACUGUGAGAUCUUGACCUGAGCUGAAAUCGGGGGUCAGGAUGCUAACCAACUGAGCCACCCAGUGCCCCCAUCUUAUUUUAAAUAACUGUAUCAAGUGAUGAAGGAGGAGAAAACAAAUGUUCUCACUGCUUUACAAGGUUAUCUUCCAUUCCUCAUUGACCCCUUUAAGAGAAGGACUGACACUUAAUGACCUUCUUGGCAAUCACAUACGGUUGUUAGCAUUUAUUCCUAUCUUACUGAUUCAGAAAUGGAGGACCAGAGAAAACAAGUAUUUUACCUAGGAUUGCAGACAUAUAUCUUAUAGUAGUGUGACUCUAAAGCCAAUACUUUCUGUACUAAGCAUAUCAUUUUCUACUUGAAGUGGCUUAUUUUUAGGGUCAGUUUAUCCUUUGGGAGAUACAGUUAGCAGCAUAAAAUAAAUAGUUAAUGUGUUAAAUAAGUCAGAAUUCAACGAUGCUUAAGGUAUACCAAGGAGCAAGGAUAACUUGUCUUUGAUGUUUUACGGAGUUCAUUGAUAAAUAGCCUUACCUUUAAAAGUACUGCUGUAGUACUUUAACAUGGAAUUUUAAAUAUGAUUUUCACGUUAAGGUUCUUCCAUAUUUGGGUUAUCAUCUUCAUUUUACAGAUGCUGAAACUGAGUUGCAAGCUUGAGGUAAGUGCUAAGUAUUGCUAGAUGUGAAGUUCAGGUUUUCAAAAGAAAACAGUAGUUUACUAUACAUAAAGAGAACCCAGUGAUUUGCAGUCAAGAUACUUCAGAGCCUCUGUUAUGCACCUAAAGCCAUACUGGAAACUCCAGAAGAAAGAGCGACCUCUGGAAAUCAGCAGGGAAACUUUGAGAACUCCUAUGAGCCACCACGAAGCUAUAAAUGAUGAAAAAUGCAAAGCUAGCUACAUGAAACCAAGUGUCUUUCCUUCACCCUCUCUUGGUAAAGCGUCAUCUCGAAAGCCUCUUGGGAUUCUUUCUCCAAAUGUUCUGUGCAGUAUGAGUGGGAAGAGUCCGAUAGAGAGCAGCUUGAAUGUUAAAACCAAGAAGAAUGCACCGUCUGCAACAAUCCACCAGGGUGAAGAAGGGGAAGGGCCGCUUGAUAUCUGGGCUGUUGUGAAACCGGGAAAUACCAAGGAGAAAAUUGCAUUCUUUGCAGCCCACCAGUGUAGCAAUAGGAUAGGAUCUAUGAAAAUAAAAAGCUCCUGGGAUAUUGAUGGGAGAGCUACUAAAAGAAGGAAAAAAUCAGGAGAUCUUAAAAAAGCCAAGAUACAGUUGGAAAGGAUGAGGGAAGUCAACAGCAGGUGCUACCAGCCUGAGCCCUUUGCGUGUGGCAUUGAGCACUGUUCUGUGCAUUAUGUGAGUGACAGUGGGGAUGGCGUCUAUGCCGGGAGGCCUCUGUCAGUCAUACAGAUGGUUGCCUUCCUCGAGCAAAGAGCCAGUGCCCUGCUAGCUACAUGUACGAAAAACUGCACUAACUCACCUGCUGUGGUGAAGUUUCCUGGGCAAUCCAGAAGUGUGCCCCCAGCCUCCGAGCCCUUUUCUGCCCCAGGAGCUUGUGAAGAAUCCACGGAAAGGGGAAAUUCUGAGGUUGGUGAACCACAGAGCGAGCCAGUCCGUGUCCUUGACAUGGUAGCCAGGCUGGAGUCUGAGUGCCUGAAGCGGCAGAGCCAGCGUGAGCCUGGGAGCCUCUCGAGGAAUAACAGCUUCCGUCGAAAUGUGGGCCGCGUGUUGCUUGCAAAUGGCACUCAGGCUAAUGAAGGCAAAACAAACAAAGGGGCCUUGGAGGCACCAGACACUCAGGUGAAUCCUGUGGGGUCUGUAUCUGUGGACUGUGGCCCCUCAAGAGCUGACCAUUGUUCUCCCAAGGGGGAUGAGUCCUGGGACGGUGCUCCUCGGGGCUGUCCGUCGUUGCCAGCGAGUGUGAAUUUCCUCAUGGACAGUGCAGAAUUUGAGCCAGAUCAGCAAACUGCCCUGAAAAAUGGCAAUAAAUAUGAUGUGGAGAUGACAGAAGAACUUGUUGGGUCAUCUUUUCCUGCUGGCACCUGCCCUCAAGCCAUUGAAUUGCCCACAGAUGCUGUUGAUUGUCUGAGUAGAGAGCUCGUGCCGCUUACUAGCCAAAAUCCUGAUCAGAGAAGAAAGGAAUCUUUGUGCGUUAGUAUCACUGUGUCCAAGGUAGAGCAAGGCCAGCCUUCUAGUUUAAAGCCCUGUGAAGACCCACUUCCAGGGAUGUUGUUUUUUUUGCCACCUGGUCAGCACCAGGCAGACUGUUCCCAGUUGAAUGAAAGCACAAGGGAGUCUUCCGUUGCCGGCCACCUUCAGGAUGCUGCUGAGGGUGACAGUACCACUGAGGAAAAAAGUGUUUCAGCUGAUUCAUUUGUCCUGCCAGCCUCUCCUGUGGAAAGUACAUUACCGGUGCUUGAGGCAUCCAGUUGGAAGAAGCAAGUGUCUCAUGACUUUCUGGAGACCAGGUUUAAAAUCCAGCAGCUUUUGGAGCCUCAGCAGUACAUGGCUUUUCUGCCUCACCACCUCAUGGUGAAAAUCUUCAGGUUACUUCCCACCAAGAGCUUAGUGGCUCUUAAGUGUACCUGCUGCUAUUUCAAGUUUAUCAUUGAAUACUACAAUAUCAGGCCAGCAGAUUCCCGCUGGGUGCGAGAUCCACGAUACAGAGAGGACCCUUGCAAGCAGUGCAAGAAAAAAUACGUGAAAGGGGAUGUGUCCCUGUGCCGGUGGCACCCCAAGCCCUAUUGCCAGGCAUUGCCCUACGGGCCAGGAUACUGGAUGUGCUGCCACCGGUCUCAGAAAGCCUUCCCUGGCUGUAAGCUGGGGCUUCAUGACAAUCACUGGGUCCCUGCGUGCCACAGCUUUAAUCGGGCAAUCCAUAAGAAAGCGAAGGGGACUGAAACUGAAGAGGAAUACUGAAGUCUACAUGAGAGGCGACAGAAGGACUGGUUUUCUAGGAUUGCAGAACCCCACCUAGAGCUGUAGAGCUACCAUGCGAGUGAGUGUUGCCUCUCAGAGCCGUCACUGUAGGCGAAUCUGUACGUAUUCCAUCAGGACUGCCAUUGCUCAGGCAAUUUUUAAACUCUUGCUUUACGAGCUGUACAAGGAAAUCGGUCUCAUUGUUUUAUAGUGGCACCUCCCAUUUGGUCCAGGGUGGUAUCCCACGGUUUGAUUCACUUGGCUGUGAAUAACUAUGCCUAUUCUCCCAAAUCAAAUCCAUCCUCAAACGACGAAGACUUGCCACCAUCAAGGACAUUCAGCAGAGUUCAUUGCAGACUAUGCAGGCGAUCCCCAAAAAGGGGUUCCAGAAAUGUUUUCAAGCACUGGCACCAUAUUUGAAAUAAGUGAAUAGUGUCCUCUGGAAAGAAUAGCAGCACUCUCGGAUGAAAAGUAUGCUUACAAAGGAAAAGUCAGGCACCUUACCUUAGCCCUUGUAUGCUUGAUCUGUGAGAUUGAGGUUUGUGGUUGGAGAUGGAUUUCAUGCCCUGUGGUGUUUACAGUGUAUAUAAUGGUUGUGUUUUCAUAGGGCUGUGAAAGUGCACAUUAAACCCGAGCGCCUUUACCUUAGAUGAGUGCUUUUGACCCCUCUGUAAAUAACACUAUUAAAUCCAGUUGUAUAGCGCAGAUAGCUGACUGAAGAGAAUCCCCACAAUGCAGCUAGGAUAGUGUUGCGGCUACAAUUGUGUGGGUUUUUGUUUUGUUUUGUUUUGGGUUUUUUUUUGGUCUCAUCUUAAAUUUGUACAUCCUGUAUAAAAUAUGAAUGUUUCCCAAAUAAACUAUGAAUGUUUCCUGUAUAAUAUAUGAACGUUUCUGAGAAGAAACUCUAAAUAGUUAAGAGGUUAACCUGUUGAAGAUACCAAAUAAUGGUUUAACUGGACAACCUUAAAAUUAGUAUAGAGAAAAAUCCUUUGUUAUAUUUUAGUGAUCCAUCAAGAAUGAGAGAAUAUUAUAUAGUCAGAUUAUAACAUUCUUGUCUACUUUACUCUUUCUGUCUGGUUAUGAAUUUUUUUUUUAACUUCAAUAAAAACAUGCAUCUUAAAUGGGA